Molecule: messenger RNA, 426 nt
Organism: Angiostrongylus costaricensis
Lineage: Eukaryota; Metazoa; Nematoda; Chromadorea; Rhabditida; Metastrongylidae
Source: the annotation of a GenBank genome assembly
CAGAAGGUUAUGGAGAAGAGGCAAAAUGUUCUGCGCCUACAAGCACAACGAGACGAGCUCAAUUCUAGGGUUCGUAUGCUCAGGGAAGAGUUGCAGCAACUCAAUGAACAGGAAAGCUAUGUUGCAGAAGCGAGCAAAAUCCAUCCUGGAGAAAAGUAUGUGGUGGACGUUGACGAAGGAAUUGAUGUUCAAUCUAUUAGCGCCGAUUGUCGCGUUGCUCUUCGGGCCGACAAUUAUGUUCUGCACAAAGUUCUGCCGAAUAAGGUUGAUCCUCUUGUCUCACUGAUGAUGAUUGAGAAGGUGCCAGACGCUACGUAUGAAAUGAUCGGUGGUCUCGAUAAGCAAAUUAAAGAGAUUAAAGAGGUGAUUGAACUUUCUGUGAAGCAUCCUGAGUUGUUUGAAGCCCUCGGCAUCGCCCAACCGAAA